This is a messenger RNA of Scaptodrosophila lebanonensis, 617 nucleotides long. RefSeq lists its product as uncharacterized. The transcript has 2 exons. The coding region runs from base 1 to 279 and encodes 92 amino acids. NCBI's taxonomy places the organism in Eukaryota, Metazoa, Arthropoda, Insecta, Diptera, Drosophilidae. The record is from RefSeq and is a predicted model, not a curated record.
AUGGAUCAGUGGACCGGCGUGCAUCGUGCCUUCAUUAUUAGAGCCUACUACAAGAGUAACGACUCAAUAACAAGCGCUCAGCGUCUGUUCAAGAAACAGUUCAGUAUCUACCAGGUUCCGCCCUCGAAUGUCAUCAAGUCCUGGCUGCGCCAUUUUGAGUGCACGGGAUCCUCGCAGGCGGGGGGAAGUGCAUGUCGUGGAUCGUUGCCGCAAAUCUUCUGCACCAUUUGCAAUCAUUGCUUGAGUAAUGAAAAGAACUUUGUUAGUUCCACAAAGUGAAAAAUAUUCCUACAUAGAAUAAUUAGGGAAAUUGAACAAGCAGGUUUUUUUUAUUAAUUAAAAGCAUGAAAACGCCAUCACUCUGAACUGUCACUCGGAUAUAUAAAUCAUGUGCUUGGCUCUGUUUAUUCAGUUGCCAGACGUUUGGCUGUUACGCCUGAGAACAAAUGCACGACCCAGUUGGCAGUUUGUGCACUUUUAAAUAAAAUGUAAAAUGCAAUUGAAUGCUUCAGUUUAUAUUACAUUAUUUGUUAGUUAUAAGCUACCAUAAGCAAUUGAAGUGCCUUAGCUUAUAAUAAACUAAAGCACUAAACACUAUUCAUGUUUUAAGGCCGUUA